Molecule: messenger RNA, 381 nt
Organism: Trichophyton benhamiae CBS 112371
Lineage: Eukaryota; Fungi; Ascomycota; Eurotiomycetes; Onygenales; Arthrodermataceae
Exons: 1
Coding region: 1-381 (126 amino acids)
Source: RefSeq, a predicted model, not a curated record
AUGCAAAGAGGGUCCCAGGAACAGGAAAGGCGGGCGGACAGAUGGGGGCAAGCUAUGCAAGCAACAAUAAGAAAAAGCUUCAAUCGAGGUCCCAGCAGCGCCGGUGAUAUCAAAUUGGCUUGGUCCUGCCUCGAUGGAGUAGGUAUGGAGGUGAAGACAGAGGAGAAGAUGAUGGAGAUUGGAGAAAUAAUGGGAAAGGAGAGGGAGGAAGAGAGGGAGACAGGGAGGGAGAGUAUGCGUGCGUGUGUAUGUGUCAGAAAGGAAACCUCCCGGUCCCAGAAUGCUGGACACCAUGUGCAGUCUACCUUCUGGAGUCACAGCAAGCAGACCUGUCUCUCCCUCCAGUAUUUUUGCCCUCCUCUCUGUUCCAUGCACGCUUGA